Molecule: messenger RNA, 1098 nt
Organism: Ziziphus jujuba (common jujube)
Lineage: Eukaryota; Viridiplantae; Streptophyta; Magnoliopsida; Rosales; Rhamnaceae
Exons: 6
Coding region: 74-868 (264 amino acids)
Source: RefSeq, a predicted model, not a curated record
AAAAUAUAAAUAGCGAUCACCUCCCAAAUUGUAAGCCGCAGUGGGCAGUGGGCGGUGCCCAUACUUUGAAGCGAUGAUCAGGUUGACAACUCUAUCCUGCACCUCAAUCCGAUCAUCUUCGGCUCUCAGACCACCUUCACCUUCAUCUACAUCUACUCAUGCUCUGUUCGGCAACCAUAGGUACAGGCUCAAGCCCUCAUUUCUCCAAAACCUCGAACCAUACCACUACCAGAGAAAAAUCAGGGAUGUGACUUUUAGAGUAGCAGGACUGUCUGAUGACGCGCCUUUCGCCGUUGCGAUCGGCGCUUCCAUGCUCACUUCGUUGCUGUUUCCCGUCACCGGUGCUCCCGACGAUGAUUCCGGUGAUUCUGCUAUUGAUUCUACCGAUUCCAGGUUUGCGGUUAUGGGCAUCAUCAGCUUCAUUCCUUACUUCAAUUGGCUGAGUUGGGUUUUUGCGUGGCUUGAUACUGGGAAGAGGCGUUAUGCAGUUUAUUCCCUCGUUUACUUGGCUCCCUACCUCAGGUCAAAUUUGUCAUUGUCACCUGAGGAGAGCUGGUUGCCUAUUGCUAGCAUUCUAUUCUGCAUUAUUCAUGUUCAGCUGGAAGCAAGCAUCAAGAAUGGAGAUCUUCAGGGAUUUCAAUUGUUUAGCGAGGCCUUAAAACGGGACUUACCAAAGCGCAGAAAGAAAGACCGCUUCAAUGUUCACCAAGGAAAAUCUGAGAAGGAGACCAAAAGCGAUGACUUGAAUCUGCCAUCUGGUGAUGACCAAUCAAGGAACAAAAUUCGAGGUUGGGAAGUUCCCAAAAAGUCUCAUGACAAUGAACGCUUGGACGACGAACGAAAUGAAGACGAGAGAAGGAAACACUAAAAAGCAUAGAUUUUCCAUGGCAGGAAUAUUUAAGUCCACACCUGAGCUCUUGUAUUCCGAGUUAAGUAUAACAUCUUUUACUUCGUAGUCUUCUAUUAUCAAGAAGACCAUGAGAGAGAGAUGGUUGCCGUGCAACAAAUGUAUAUUGAUAUGAUGAUGGUGCAGCACAUGUUCAGAAGCAGAUUUCAUAUUUUUCGAAUGAAUUUAAUACAAACUAGUCUUUGUAGCAA